Molecule: messenger RNA, 1782 nt
Organism: Hydra vulgaris (swiftwater hydra)
Lineage: Eukaryota; Metazoa; Cnidaria; Hydrozoa; Anthoathecata; Hydridae
Source: RefSeq, a predicted model, not a curated record
AAAAUAAAAGUAGGCAUAUAUAUAUGGACCAAGUCGGAUUCUACGUCAUUCGGAAUAGUAACCAUUAUGGAAUAGGGGACAACAAACAGAGUUUCCUUGUAAGCGGUGCUGCAAAACAGCCUUUCAAGAAAAACAAGUUAAACUUUACCAUGCCAAAAACUUGUUGUGUUCCUGGUUGUCACACAAAUAAAGCAAAAAAUCCAGAACUUGAAUUUUAUUGUUUUCCAGCAAAAGAAUAUUUACGGAGAAAGUGGAUAAAUGCUAUUCACCGAGUGAGUGAGGAUGAUAAUUCCGGUAACGUAAACCACAACAAAAUUUGGUCUCCUAAAUCAAAGUCAACCUAUGUCUGUUCCUUGCACUUUAUAUCUGGGAAAAAAGAACAUUUCGAGAAACACCCAGACGCUAUACCUUCUAAGUUACCGUGGAAAAAUCAAAAAUCUCUGUCAAAAAAAAAAUCACCUAGUCACAUAAUGAUCUCAUCACUUAUUCAAUCAAAUUCACCUUGUACAUCUGGUAACAUACAAAGUAGAAUAAGAAGGACAUCAGCUAAAAGGCAAUUGAUUAACGAUUUUAAAUCUGAGGAAAAAGAAAUAUCAAGUGAUUUAUAUAAUUUUAAUGUUGGAGUUGGUUGUUCUGUUACUAAUGCAGCAAUUAAGCCUGUUACUGGCAGUGUGAUUUUGCAAUUACCUGUGGCUUUGCAAUCUUUUUCAUCACAACCAAAUUUUUCUUUACAAUCACCUGUAACGACUUCAGAAAGAGAGGAACUUUAUUUUGAAAUAAAUGAACUAAAAAAUGAAAGGGAUUGGUUAAAAAUAAAAAAUAUUGAAUUGAAAUUAACUGUAUUCCCAUUUUCUUUAGAAGCCUUGAAGCAAAAUCCUUCAUUUUGCAUGAUGCUGACUGGAUUAAAUUAUAAAGUGUUAGAAAAGAUAUUAGUUUAUAUAUGUGAAAACACAUUUGAGUUUGGAAAACCAACAAAACUUAGCAAACCUGAUCAGGUUAUUAUUACCAUAAUCAAGUUAAAGCAAAAUUUAAAUUUUGAUUUGAUUGCAUACCUUUCUAAUGUUAGCAAAACAACCAUAAUUGAAUAUUUUUAUAAAUGGCUUGAUACAAUGUAUUCGAAACUCAACUUUCUCAUAAAAAUGCAAGAUCGAGAUAACAUAUACGAUACAAUUCCUGGUGUUUUUAAAGCAAAAUUUCCACGUUUAACAUCUAUAAUUGAUUGUUUUGAGACGUUUGUUGAAGCACCAUCUUCUCUUUUAGCAAGGGCUCAGUUUUACAGUCAAUACAAAAAGCAUUGCACAAUCAAAGUAUUAAUUUCCUGUACUCCUACAGGUGCUAUAAAUUUUUUGUCAAAGUGUUAUGGAGGUAGAGCUUCUGACUUACAAAUUGCACGUGAAUCUGGAUUUGUAAAUAAACACAUGCCAGGAGACCAAAUCUUAGCAGAUCGUGGAUUCACUCUUCAAGAUGACUUUGCUGCUGGGAGUUCUGCUGAGUUGUUAAUUCCGGCCUUUACACGGGGUAAAAAUCAGCUGUCCGCCAAAGAAGUAGAAACAUCAAGAAAAAUUGCUUCUGUUAGAAUCCAUAUUGAACGCCUAAUAGGAUUGAUGAAAAGCAGGUACACUAUAUUGAAAGGUGUCAUACCAUUGAAAAUUAUAAAAAAUAUUAAAGGUGAGAAUGCAAACUGUAUUUUGGCAAACUGUGACAAAAUAGUUUCUGUGUGUGCUGCUCUGACAAAUUUAGGAGAAAGCAUUAUAAAUAAUGAUAUGUAAAUAUGACAUUGAA